AUGAAGUACACCACUGGAAUCAUUGUUGCCCUGGCCGGCCUGAGUAACGCUCUUCCCGGAGGAGGAACCACCGAGAACGGCGUGACAAACAACAACUGCUGCACCGAUAUCACCGUCAUCUUCGCCCGUGGAACUGGAGAGCAGGGUAACGUGGGAUACGUCGCUGGUCCACCCAUGUUCAAGUCCUUGAGGACGAAGCUGGGCGCUAGCAGGGUCACCAUUCAGGGUGUCGAUUACCCGGCCUCUUCUGCAGGAAACUCCAACCAGGGCGCAGAUGGUGGUCCCAAGAUGGCACAGCUUGUCGCAACUGCUCUUAAGCAGUGCCCCAAGACUAAGGUCGUUGUUUCUGGCUACAGUCAGGGCGGCAUGGUGGUUCACAAUGCUUUCAAGAACGGUCUCUCCGCGUCUCAAGUUGUCGGUGCCGUGCUGUUCGGCGACCCAAUGAAGACUCAGGCUGUUGGCAGUCUUCCAUCCAGCAAAGUUAAGCAAUUCUGUGGUACCAGCGAUCAGGUCUGCGGUGGAGGUGGUGAUGGCGGCGCCACUGGAGGCCACACCGACUACGGCAAGGUUGCUGAUGCGGCGGCAGCGUUUGCUAUUCAGGUCGCUGGUCUUGCCUAAGCGCAACGUCGGU
Dothidotthia symphoricarpi CBS 119687 is the source of this 631-nucleotide messenger RNA. Its product is annotated as carbohydrate esterase family 5 protein. The coding region runs from base 1 to 618 and encodes 205 amino acids. Gene Ontology annotation, biological process: carbohydrate catabolic process. The transcript is spliced from 3 exons. Gene Ontology annotation, molecular function: cutinase activity. Gene Ontology annotation, cellular component: extracellular region. Lineage: Eukaryota; Fungi; Ascomycota; Dothideomycetes; Pleosporales; Dothidotthiaceae. The record is from RefSeq and is a predicted model, not a curated record.